CGCAGCAGUGGCGACACGGAAAUAAACAGCGUUGUGGUGGCAAAACAGAUUGCACAACACAGAAUCAGUAUUUUACUACGCCACAGCACAAGUUUGGGAGAAUCCAGAGCCUCCUAGACCUCAGCUGGGGCAUUAUCGUUGGUUUCCUUCAGUAUCGAUCGGCUGAGGCCUCGCUCAGCUGACUUCCUAGACGGUCUGCUCGGCGAUCGCUGCGGCAGGAGCUGGGGGUACACCCGAGCAGACAGCGACAGCGGCACGGCAUGCGACUGCAGGUCCGUUAGCCAAAACGGGCGCCAAAUCCAAGACCAUGACUAUGGACGAGUUCCAUCCCUUCAUUGAGGCGUUACUGCCUCACGUCAAAUCGUUUGCGUACACCUGGUUCAACCUCCAGGCCCGCAAACGCAAGUACUACAAGAAGCACGAGAAGAGGAUGACCCCCGAGGAGGAGCGUCAAGUCAAGGAGGAACUUCUCAGCGAGAAGCCGGAGGUGAAGCAGAAGUGGGCCUCGCGGCUCCUGGCCAAGCUGCGGAAGGACAUCCGCCCAGAGUACCGCGAGGACUUUGUGUUGAGCGUGACGGGGAAGAAGCCGCCGAGCUGCGUCAUGUCCAACCCCGACCAGAAGGGCAAGAUGCGGAGGAUCGACUGCCUGCGCCAGGCCGACAAGGUGUGGCGGCUGGACCUGGUCAUGGUCAUCCUGUUCAAGGGCAUCCCGCUGGAGAGCACGGACGGCGAGCGGCUGGUCAAGUCGGCCAACUGCACGCACCCCGCCAUCUGCGUCCAGCCACACCACAUCAGCAUAUCGGUGCGGGAGCUGGACCUGUUUGUGGCCGGCUACAUGCAGCAGCACGAGAACACUGGCAGUGAUUCUGGGGACAGCAUGUCAGUUUCCAGUGACCCCGACAUAAAAGACCCAGCGCGGUGGAUUCCUCCUGCGUCGGGUAUUUUAACCAGAACGGGAUUGGCCAGGGAGGGUCACUGCCAUUCAAACGGCGUCGAUCCCAGCCGAGCGAAAACUGCCUACAGCCAUCCCUGGGAACCGAACUCCCAGCAUCAGCGAGGCAAAUUUGUGGGAGCACCCAUUGUGCAGGGUGGUGGCGUGGGGAACUUGACAAUCGGAGAUCUGGAGAGUCCGACCUACUACAGCAUGCCUCCCGAGCAGCCCAUGUCCGCAGGUAUGGCCAUUCGUCGCAGCCUUCAGACUCGCCCCCCGCAGCAUCAAGCCGUACCCAAACGAAACGCUGGCUCUCUCUCGUCCGUGGACGACGACGCUGAUAGCAUUGGAGAGGCGGACGGGGACGUCAGCUUCUACGGUCGGUCGCCGGCUUCGCUCGGCAGUCAGUCCUCUAGCUGGCAGAGCGAUAUUGAACCAGGUACCAGCCCUGCCCUGCCCUCCCCGAACGUCAUCCACUCCAAGCCAAAGCCGUCCGACAAGCCCGGCAACUUCGGCUCUCCUGCUAGCACAGGUGGGGCUCCCACGACAACCGCAACCACGCCCGCCGCCAUGCAUGCUCUCCCGCAUCGCGUUCUUUUGACUGGGCCCGGAGGUGCUGUGUACCCUACAGCUCUAGCCUUCAGCACAGCGGGGUCGUUCCAGCAGCCAGGGGGGUACUACCAGCACCCCCUCCGCUUCCACCACAACCCGGAGAGCAACACACUGGCAGACUUCGUCCAAGUCGUCUGCAACCAAGAGGCUCAGAACCAAGAGUCGUAUGCACACGGGACUCGGGAGACUUGGGUAAAGCUGGAACGUUCCGUCCCACAGGUCUGCAAGAACGAGAACAAGUUCAACCCCUCCAAGUGCAGCCCCGGACCCUUCAUUCCUGCGACCAUGCUGCCUCCACCCCCGCCACCACCCAUGGCGCGACCCGUUGCCCUGGUGACGUCAGGGGCCGGAUCCACGACAAGUGCCACGCCUUCUCCCACCACCUCCACCACCACGUCAAGUGCAGCCAGCGCACCCGGUUCCACCUGCCCCACCACCCCACCUGGCAACCGUGCCAUCAUGACCAGUCCCUUCGCUGCACUGGGCCGGCCGGAGACAGGCUUCAUCCACCCCCAGGCACAGCACCAGUUGCUGACAUACCCCAACAUCAGCCCCGUCAGUAUGACUGCCCUCAGCCCCAGUGUGCUGGCCUCGCCCAUGACCACACCCCGGACCACGCCCAGAUCCACGCCCAUCCCUCGCUGGACAGCCCCGUUGAUCUCACUGGAGGAGAAUGCAGACUACAACAUGAUGGCCGGGAUGGUACAACCUAUGAACCCUGAGGAAGGCAUGCUAAAUGAAGUCCCCGUCCACUCUUCUUCGUUGCAGAGCGCUUCUUCCCAAUGAUGCCCUCCGAGCCCAUGGAUACAACCACCAACAGCAGCACACAGACCAGCCCCACCAAGGAGGCUGCCGCAUGACCCUCUGUGUCCCGCUGCCGAAGGAAAGUAGUUCCUUGGGGCUGUCGUGGCCGGAUUGUGACAGCACAGCUUUGUACAAAAUAGGGGACAAUGAAGGUUUUCUGAGUAACCAAUAUGAUACGCUGGUAAGCCCUACCAAGCAGUGUCUGCAGAGGAGCUGGACCUUUUCUUUGAAAACAGCAACAACAAAAACAAAGAACGUUCCUUACUGAUCCUGAAACCUCUUUUAAUACCAACUGUGCAUGUUUUCCAAAAGUGCUGAAGAAAAUAUUUGUAGCUGUUUUAAGGAUUUAUACCUUUAGAUAAGGAAAAAUGAUAAUAAGCUCAUCUUGUGGUCUGCCCAACGGCAAGGUGUUAGUAAGACAUACACUUAGAUUACUUCUGCUUUGGACAUAGAACGUAGAACUUAAAGAAGUAGGGAAAGUACUUUGAGAUUUUGGGAAUGGAGUUGUGCCAACCCAAAGUCAUAACUAAGACUGCUCCUACCAUGUAGAUGCCUUUAACACAAGCGAACACAGCAGAAUACUAAUACAUGAUAAUCAGUAUCAAAAUAGGUCUAGCUAUAUUAUGAUAAGGUGUCAGUUGCCGACAUGGGUUGGACGAAGUUGGGCAAAUUUUAGAAGUUAAAGAAAUGGAUUUUAUAGCAGGCCAGAUGAUAAGCUUGAUUAAGUACUAAGAAGUUGAUUCAUGAUGAAGUUGAUUCAUUAUAUGACUAUAAAAUAAGAUUAUACACACAGCUGCAGAGAAAGGGCAUGCUUGCCAACAUAUAGAAUGAACAAAUAUUAACUCUUAACAUUUAUGUUUUCUUGGGAUUGAAUCAGAUGUACAAAUGUAGCUCUUGAGAGUCUCAAGAUCAAAAAGGCAGGAGGUUUUGUAGUCUCCACCAGUUUAAAUCUUUGAUAAGGUCUCUGGUUGGAGCAUGUUUUUCAGUGGUUAGAAUUUUCACAAUAUUGAAGAAUAGCUUGAUGGAUUUUAGGACUCAAGAAGUCAUUUUCAUUUUCUUCUGCAGAAUUUUCUUGAUAUAGGAAAAGAGAUAUUGGAAUAGUUUUACCUGGAGAGUUUUAGUGUUUAGCACGGACGUUCAAACCAAGUUUGAAUACUGUACAUUCUUGGGGUAGAGAUUCAGCAGGAACAAUUGUAAAAAUGAAAGAGUUUUGUUGUUGCGGAUCACAGAAAGUUUUUGCCAACCAGAGACGUAUUUGGUCAAUGUCAAGGUGCCACUGCCACUGUUGUAAUCCUCCAAAAUGUUCUGCCUUCUGUCGAAAAUUCUGAUUGGUUAGAAUGAGAUGAACU
Messenger RNA from Branchiostoma belcheri (Belcher's lancelet), 3696 nucleotides. RefSeq names its product nuclear factor 1 A-type-like. Gene Ontology annotation, biological process: regulation of transcription by RNA polymerase II. NCBI's taxonomy places the organism in Eukaryota, Metazoa, Chordata, Leptocardii, Amphioxiformes, Branchiostomatidae. Gene Ontology annotation, cellular component: nucleus. Bases 308 to 2329 code for a protein of 673 amino acids. Gene Ontology annotation, molecular function: DNA-binding transcription factor activity, RNA polymerase II-specific; RNA polymerase II cis-regulatory region sequence-specific DNA binding. The transcript has 12 exons. The record is from RefSeq and is a predicted model, not a curated record.